Molecule: messenger RNA, 2476 nt
Organism: Chiloscyllium plagiosum (whitespotted bambooshark)
Lineage: Eukaryota; Metazoa; Chordata; Chondrichthyes; Orectolobiformes; Hemiscylliidae
Product: CMRF35-like molecule 7
Cellular component (GO): plasma membrane
Molecular function (GO): transmembrane signaling receptor activity
Source: RefSeq, a predicted model, not a curated record
CAUGAGUGUUAAAGGGAAGGAAAUGACUGGUUAGAGAGUUCAUUCCAGAAGCAGGGCCACUGAAGUAAAGAUUUGAGUGUGGAACGUGGUGCUGUAAAACAUUAAAACAAUGAGUUUCACCUUCCUCUUGUCCAUUGUUUUCCUAUCAGUUACGCACGCUUCAAUUAGUGGACCAGGAGAUAAAAGUGGACACGUGGGAGCAUCUGUCACAAUCCAAUGCAGUUUUGACACAUAUUUUCAGAAUUAUCAGAAGUACUGGUGCAAAGGCUACUACAAGAGAAGCUGUACUGUUUUAGUACAAACUAAUGGCCCUGAAAAGAAAAGUCAUGAUGGCAGAAUAAAAAUUACAGCUGAUAAUGCAAAAGGACAACUUACAGUACAUAUGGACCAGAUAACGAAAAGUGAUAAAGGAUGGUACUGGUGUGGAAUAGAGAGACCUAACCUUCUGGAUCCAUUAACUCCCAUACAACUUAAAGUUCUUGAAGGUCGAAAGGAUUAUACUAAGGACAAGGAAAGACUAAGACUUUUCCUAACGUUGGGAAUAAUCUUUGGAAUUCUGAUGGUAAUGUUUCUUGGACUUGUGAUCCUAAUUGUCAAAAAAAUAAGGAAAUACAAAGCUGAUGAUAACAGAGAGAAGGAAACAACAAUAGAAAAUUCUAUCCCAAAGUCAAACUCCGUGUUAUCAAAGGAGUUGGAAGAAGGAGUUACGUAUGCCACGGUGACGAUUCAGCCCAAUAAUAACCCUCAAGAGGACUCUGCUGCUCACGAGAAGGUGAGAACCUCCAACAGUCAGGAAGCAAUCAAGCCAGCUGUUGCCGAGCCUCCUGCUUCAGAACCAAUAGAGUAUUCGACAAUUGUAUUCAAAAAGUGCAAAGGCUUUUGCGCAACCUAUGGCAAACAUUUCAUUAUUGCUAAGUCCAUGAAUUCUGUCUAUCAGAUAGGAAGGAGAUUACAGUUUCUGAUUAAAACCAGACCGCACAUAGGGCAUUCUGUCCACAAUAUUGGCCAGACCUUUUCAAUCAUGAAAAUAAUUGAAUUUAUUGUCAUCCUAAUUGCAGUUUCAUUAUCAGGAUCAUACGGAGUUAUGGCACCAAAUGAAGUGAACGGAAGGUUAGGAAGCUCCAUCACUAUCAACUGCCAGUACAACAUAGCAAGGAACAGAGAUUCCGAGAAGUAUUGGUGUAAGGGAAAGUGGAGAUUUUCAUGCACUAUGUUGGCGUCCACUCAAAGAAUGCAGCAGGAAAGACCCAGUAGACUGUUUAUUAUGGACAAUCAAACCAAUGGGGUAUUUUCAGUAACAAUGCAGCAAUUAUCGCUGGAAGAUGCAGGAUGGUAUUGGUGUGGGAUAAUAAAGGAGGGCACUGAUGAAAUGGCUGAUGUUAAAUUGAAUGUUCUCCAAGCUGGAUUGACUGGGCUAAGACAAGUGUAUGGAACUUUAGGAGAUGGUGUCACUGUUGAAUGCCAGUAUCAAGUGCCAUAUUACAAGAGCCAUGGAAAAUACCUGUGUAAGGGUUCAGAGAGGAAAUCGUGUAUUGUGAUAGCUAGAACUCAAAAACAGAAUGCAAACAGCAGUGGAAGGAUAUCAGCUGUGGAUAACCAGAACAGUGGAGUGUUUGCAGUGACCAUUACCCAAUUAACGAUGGAGGAUGAGGGACUCUACUGGUGUGGAAUCACAAUGUUUGGAUAUGACAGAAUGGAUCCUUUACAACUGAACAUUUUUGAACCUCUUACAACAACAGCACUGCCUGAAGAAUCUCAGAUAGGAAUGGGCUUCAAAAAUGAAAGCACGCCAAAUUUUUCCAUAACAGUGGUACCUGCACUCGGAAUUGUGGUUAUACUGUCCCUUGUUGUGACUAUCUAUGCCACAAGAUACAGGAAGAAAACUGCAGCUGGUGAGAAAGAGUUAAGACGCACCAGGGAAGAUUCGAAUCCGGUUUAUAAUGAUAUGCCUUUCAGAGAUUAUGGUGAAGAUAUCACUUAUGACAUGGAAACAAGCAAAUCCCUCAAUUGGACGAAAGACUUUCCUACUUAUAUUUGUGAUAAGCAAAAGUAUGAACAGAAGGAGUCUAUCUAAUUAGCAAGUACUGCUAAUUCUGGAGAAUGGAAUCAAUGAUCUACAAUUGGAUUUCAAUAUUGCUUCUCUCAUCAAUACUUUAAACUCUCAUACUAACAUCACAAGAACAGUCUGAAGGUUCCAUUUUAAUCAAUGUUUUCAUUCCCAUCUGUUGCCUGGGAGAUCGGCAAGAAAUGUGGCUAUUGUUGCUGAUGUCAUUAACAAUCUGUUUCCUUGCAGUCCAUCUUCAUUUACUGGUAAAUCCUUAAUUAAAGGGACUAAUGUCUAUACUCAAAUUUCAGCCAGAGAAAUACCAUAUGGACAAAUUGUAUACUCAUCCAGUGAUGCUCCGACAAUGAUUCCUUGGUAAAUUGUCUCUCUCUGCUUUUAUGAAUUCUUUUUAUAAAAACAUUGUCGUCUUUA